AUGGCUCGUAACUUCUAUGAAGAUGAAGAAAUAAAACCCGUAGAAGGGCAAAAAAUUGUCAAUGGAGUUUUGGUAGAUUCUCCUCAAUCAGUGCAAUCAGUCUUCAAAUCUGUAAGACAAUCAAUUUAUAAUGUUUACAGUAGUUCAGUAGACUAUGUCAAUAGUGGGUACGAUAAAUAUCAUAAAACCGAAAGAUCAGUCACCACCACAGUCAGUGAAUUGCAUGAUAAAAAUGAAGAUUUAGUCCCUAAUGGGAUUUAUGUUAUUGUUGGGGCAUUAUCAGGAACUGUCAUGUCACGUCAAAGGGGUAUACUUUCCAAAAUAACUUUUCCAGUGAUUAUGGGUUUGGUAUCAUUUAAAUACUUCUUACCUCAAACUUUCAAUAGUACUAAGAACUUUGUUUGGAAAUUAGAAAAGAAAACCGUCCCAGAAAUUGCUCAUCAACAAGAGAAUUUAUACAACAAAUCAUCACAAUUGAUCGAUACCAUCGAAACGACAGCUGAUAAAAGUUCUCAAAGCAUAUCCUCAUCCAUUGACAGUUUAAGAACUAACAUAAAGAAAUAUACCGGUUUAAAUCUUGAUGAUGAAGCUACCAAAAAGUAA
This is a messenger RNA of Yamadazyma jaroonii, 603 nucleotides long. The record is from the annotation of a GenBank genome assembly. Lineage: Eukaryota; Fungi; Ascomycota; Pichiomycetes; Serinales; Debaryomycetaceae.